This is a messenger RNA of Aspergillus alliaceus, 2835 nucleotides long. Its product is annotated as CobW domain protein. Gene Ontology annotation, molecular function: polygalacturonase activity. The transcript has 9 exons. Lineage: Eukaryota; Fungi; Ascomycota; Eurotiomycetes; Eurotiales; Aspergillaceae. Gene Ontology annotation, biological process: carbohydrate metabolic process. The record is from RefSeq and is a predicted model, not a curated record. Bases 1 to 2835 code for a protein of 944 amino acids.
AUGCUCUUCGCGAGCGCGGUCACCAGUAUCGCGGUCGACCGUCUCAUCCCUGGAGCACAGGUCAUCCCUGAGAGCGACGGAAAGGCCUUAGAGGGUGUCGGUGGCCAUCAUCACAGGUAUCAUGAUCGUCGCACCGUAACCAUUCGACCAUCGCGAAAUGAUACCGAUGAUAUCUCAAAGGACUUUCUCUGGGGAAUCAAACGUGCCAACCAUGGAGGACGACUUCUUCUCAAGAAAGGAGAAAAGUACGUAAUUGGUAGGAAGCUUGACCUGACAUUUUUAGACAACAUCGAGGUGCAGCUGGACGGGGAAUUGAAGUUUACCGACGAUGUACCCUACUGGCAAGAGAACAAUUUCUAUUACGAUUUCCAGAAGUCCAUCUCCUUCUGGCGAUGGGGCGGACAGGAUAUCAAGAUCUUUGGGACUGGUGUGUUGAACGGAAAUGGUCAGAGGUGGUACAACGAGUUUGCAGGGCAAGAAAUCUUGGAUCCUAACAAUGACUACUAUCGCCCGAUCUUAUUUUUGACCGAAAAUGCAACCCGUAUCUCGGUUGAAGGUAUCACGCAAUUAAACUCUCCGUGCUGGACGAACUUUUUCGUUCAGUCCAAAGAUGUAUCAUUCAAUGACGUUUUCAUUCAUGCAUUCUCUACAAAUAAAUCCGCUGAACCCAAAAACAGCGAUGGCUUCGACUCGCUGAAUGUAGACGGGUUGAGGGUUACGAACACUCGGGUUAAUGUUGGAGAUGAUUGCUUCUCGCCCAAGCCGAACACCACUAAUAUCUUUGUGCAAAACCUGUUGUGCAACAAUACCCAUGGAGUCAGCAUGGGUAGCAUCGGGCAGUACCCAGGGGUAAUGGAUAUCAUCGAGCAUGCAUACAUUGAGAAUGUGACUUUGUUGAAUGGACAGAACGGGGCGCGCCUUAAAGCGUGGGCUGGCCAGGCCGUCGGCUAUGGCCGUAUCAACAACAUUACGUACAAGAAUAUUCAUAUUGAAAACACAGAUGCUCCGGUAGUCCUGGAUCAAUGCUAUUUCAACAUCGACGCGGCGGAAUGUGCCCGGUACCCCUCUCAGGUAAACGUGACUAACAUUAUUUUCGAGAAUAUCUCAGGCACCUCAUCUGGGAAGAAUGGCAAGGUGGUGGCUGAUCUUGUGUGCUCGCCUAACUCGGUGUGCUCAAAUAUCCAGUUGAAGAAUAUCGAUCUGACCAGUCCAACUGGGGGCCCACCAGUUGUUGUCUGUGAUGGGGUUCAGGGGGGUAUUGGGGGUAGUGGAAAGACAACACUCCUGGAACACAUUCUACAAUCGGAUCAUGGAUUCAAGAUUGCAGUCAUAGUCAAUGAUAUGAGCAGUCUAAACAUUGAUGCAACUUUGAUCAAGAACCACCGCGUGUCCCAAACAAAGGAGAACCUCAUUCAACUCCAGAACGGAUGUAUCUGCUGCACACUACGUGGAGAUCUGCUGGAGGAACUAGCCCAACUUACAAGGCAGGACGACGUACAAUAUGUCGUGAUUGAGAGCACGGGGAUUAGCGAACCAAUGCAGGUAGCGGAGACCUUCACAGCGGAAUUCAGCGCUGCCAUGCAGGAGGCUGACGUCGCCGACGAAGAGGGGAAGAAAAUCCUCAGCCAGAUUGUGGAACUAGGGGGUCUCCACAAAUUGGCCAGACUCGACACAACAGUUACUGUUAUCGACGCCUUCAAUCUCCUUCCUAACUUCGACACAGCGGAGUUCCUUUCUGAUCGCUACGGUGGAGAGGUCGUUCCGGAAGAUGAAAGAACCAUCUCCGACCUCAUGGUGGAUCAGAUUGAAUUUGCGGAUGUGAUCAUCAUUAACAAGAUUGAGACUAUUGCCGAGAAGACCCGGGAGAGGCUUAGAUCUAUUCUAAAGCUCCUCAAUCCAGAUGCCAAGGUGCUUGAGACAAGCUAUUCCAGGGUUGACGUCAACGAAAUAUUGGACACGGGGAGAUUCAAUUUCCUCAAGGCGGCAUCGGGAGCUGGAUGGUUGAGAAGCUUGCACGAGAUGACAAAGAGGGAGACCGGCAACGGGGACAGGUUGGCUCCUGUUCCCGAGACUGUUGAGUAUGGUAUCAACAAUUUCGUGUACAAAGCCCGUCGUCCCUUCCAUCCGCGGCGACUUUUCAGUUUAAUUCACGACAAAUUCAUUCUUCUUCAAAAUUCCGAGGCAGAAGCCGAAGAUGAGGACGAGCAAGAGUGUGCAAGCGAAGGAGAAGAAAAUAGUGAUGAGGAAGAGGAGGACGAAGAAAUGGAAGAUUUCCCCCAGCCCGACCCUGAGGUAAUCCUGUCAAACAAGCGUUCUCACCCUGUCCUCCGUCCCAUUUUGCGUUCCAAAGGCUUCUUCUGGCUUGCCACUCGCCCUUACCAAUUUGGUGAAUGGAGUCAAGCUGGUGGCAUGCUCACCGUUGGAUGUGGUGGGCCUUGGUUCGCCGAAGUACCAGAAGAGGCAUGGCCGGAAGAUGCAGAUGUGAGGAAGUCCAUUGAAGACGACUUUCAGGAGCCAUGGGGCGAUCGACGACAGGAGAUCGUAUUCAUUGGUGAAGGGAUUGAUACGGCUGCCAUUACAGAUUUACUAAAUGAAUGUUUGUUAAGCGAUGGGGAAAUGGAAAAGUGGGGGAGAAUUAUGAAGACGAAGAAACUAUCAAAGACCGAAAUCCAGGAGAACAUGAUGCAGACCUGGGAGGAUGGAUGGGAGGAGUGGCCGUCCUUCGAGGAGGAAUUGCCUGAGCAGAUGGAAGGAAAGCAUCGCAUUAGUGAACACGUAGGGCAUGGGCAUAUCCAUAACCACAACCCACCCCUUAAAAAAGGAAUGAUGGCAUAG